AAAAUCGGGUUCGGUCAAGUUCGGGUAUUGUCUGGAUAUUGUUAAACGGAUUUGGAACGGGUACGGAUAGUAAAAUUAAAAUACUAAACGGAUUUGGGAUGGGUUCGAAAAUUUUAUAUAUAAUCGGGUUCGGGUUUGGAUACUCUCAAUUUUACGGGUACCCUACCCGUUUACAUCCCUAAUAGAGUUAGGGCUGAAUCAAGAACAGUUUACAUCCCUAAUAGAGUUAGGGCUGAAUCAAGAAUUGUUUUAAGGAGAAAGACUACUGUAUUAGCUGAAUACAAGAGCUAUAGGAGAUACAAUUAUCAGGAGAUACUCCCGAAUCAGGUGGCAAUUGGAGUCAAUAAGCAACCGCUCCUAUCUUAGCCAAAAUCUGAAAUGGCCGGAAGUAUCUUGCUGCCAGUUUCUGAUUGAUCGUGCGAAUUAAUGAAUUUUGGGAAUGAGGCCUUAACUUCAGGAACACCAAGUCUCCUACAUUGUAGUUCACAUCCCUUUGGCGCUAGUUUGCAGACCUUAUCAUUCAUUGCUGAGAUUGUAAGAUAAUUGCCACAAUAAUUCAUCCCUAGUCAAUAAAUCUUGAGCAACUUUCUAAGUCUUAAUUUCUCCAGGAAGGAAUUGGAGUGUUGGUGGUUGACAUAGACCACUUCGAAUAGUGUUAUACUAGCAGCCAUAUGAUGGCUAGUAUUGUACUAAUACUCAGUUCAUGGAAGCCAUUCACACCAUCUAUUAGGUUGUUCUGAAGUAAAACACCUCAAAUAUAUCUCUAAUCCCCCUUAAAAACUUUUGUUUGGCCAUCUGUUUCAGGAUGGUAUGCAAUGCUAAUUCUCAAUUGUGUAUCCAGUUAUCAAGAUAGUCAAGUUAGUGAAGAGACUUAAAUUUGUUGAUAAGUUGAAUUAGUAGUUACUAUGUAACUUAUUCAGUUAGCUAGUUAGUUGAUGUUGACAUCAGCUAGACUCCACUUGUAUAUAUAAGCUAAUGAGCUGUAGAUGAAAUACACAGAUCUUUUUUCUCUCAUCCAAAACUAUGUCAGAGCCUCUUUUCUGAAAUCCUAACCAAUUUAUGAUGCAGUUAUUUUUUUUAAAACCCUAAGCAAUGGCUACAUCAUCUGCAGCUACUACUGCAGAAAAUUCCAUCGAUCGUUCUGUAAAUCCUCUCGAGGAUACCUCUUCAUCAUUUUACCUUCACCACUCCGAGAAUCACAGUUCUGUUAUUUUCACGCCGAAACUGACGUCAAGUAAUUUUCCUUGGAGGAGAUCAUUUCAGCUUGCAGUCUCCAUCAUAAACAAGCUUAGAUUUCUUGAUGGCACUACCUCGAAACCUUCUCCAACAGAUCCUCUGUAUUUUCCGUGGAUUUGGGACAAAUUACACCAAAGGUUCUCACAGUCUGACGAAUCUCGCAUUUGCCAUCUACGAAUCAAAUUUACUAGAUCAAAGGGAGGUGUUGGUAAUUCUGGAAAUUUCUCAAAGGUAGCAUCUGUGCAACAAAUCUCUAAUGUUGCUUCAUCUUCAAAUCUGAAACAAGCUCCUGUUAUAAUUUCAUCUUCUAAAAUUACUUCUCAUUUGCAACUCUUUAAGGAACAAGUACAGAGGUUGAUGAACUUACUCAGUGAUCAACAUGUAAAUCAAAAUCCUGCACCUAUUUCAGAUUCACAAAUCAACACUGCAGGAGACGAUUCAGCUUCUAAUAUAAAUAAUACGAGUGUUUAUGCGAUCUGAGUUUAUUUUAUUCUCAAUACAGGGUUGGACGUAAAGAGAAUCUGCUUUACAACCUAGAAAUUGAACGUACUGCUAAGAACUUGAGAAGAUAAGCAAAUACAGGGAAGCAAGACUCAAAAUCUUCUUCAUCUGCAACUAGUGAGGAGACAACAACAAUCCUAGACCCUGCUGUACAAUCAGCUGUAGAGGUGACAGGCCCUGCUAUAGCAAACACACCAGCUGUUGUACCAGAAGUACCCCACCGAAUACCUGCAGUGGGUAGACUAGAAUUAGUGGUAGUAGAAUUUGAAGUUGAACACAUUGAAGUAAGAGCUCCAAUGGCACAAGAUAGGACUCUUCGAGAACUUACAACCCCGUGGGUGAUCAAGCACCAUUGUGCAUCACAUACCCACCUUUGACAAUCCCUUUUGAGCUUAAAAUCGGACUAAUUCACCUCCUUCCAAAAUUCAGAGGUCUGAAAAAUGAGGAUCCAUAUAAGCACCUUAAAUAAUUUCACAUUGUGUGCUCAACAAUGAAGCCUCAAGGUAUAUCCAAAUAACAUGUUAAGCUAAUAGCCUUUCCCUUCUCCCUUGAUGAUUUUGCCAAAGACUGGUUGUUCUACUUGCCACCCGGUUCCAUUACCUCAUGGGCUGGGAUGGUGAGGGCUUCCUUGAAUAAAUACUUUCCAACUCAAAAGCCAUUGGCAUUAGGAGAGAAAUAAAUGGUAUCAAGCAAAAGGACUCUGAAGAACUAUGUGAAUACUGGGAAAGAUUCAAACGAUUAUGCACAAGCUGCCUUUAAUAUGACAUUUCUAACAAAUCCCUCAUUGAAUACUUCUGUGGAGGUUUGUUACCUUCAGAAAGGAGAAUGAUUGAUACAGCGUGUGCAGGAUCGAUUAAAAACAAGACACCUCAAGCCAUAAGAGAUCUAAUCUCCACCAUGGCAGCAGCCUCAAAACAAUAUGGAGAUGAAAAAGAAUCGCCUAUGAGAGUCAACGAGGUAAGUGCAUCUUCCUUAGCCUCACAGAUUGCUUAUUUAACAUCUGCCAUAUGAAGUUUGGCUGUAGGACAGGUCCAACAAACUCAUCAAGCUCAGCGAGUAAGACCCUGUGGGAUCUGUGCCACAGUAGGACACUUAACAAAUAUGUGUCCUUCUCUUCAAGAUGUUGAGCAGCAAGGAGGGUUCAAUGGCUAAAGUAGGUAUGACCCCUACUCCAACACAUACAAUCUAGGAUGGAGGGAUCACCCUAACUUCAGCUAUGAAAGGACCAACAAUUUUCAGAAUUUUCAGCACCAUUACCCUCAACAAGCACCUCCUCAAAAACAAGGUAUGCUUCUUGAAGAUAUUGUUAAAUCUCUUACAAAUUCUGUGCAAAAUUUGGAACAACAGAUAAGCCAAGUAGCCAUAUCAGUGAGUAGGCUGGAGUCACAAGGAAAAUUGUGUUCACAAACAGUGGUUAACCUAAAACAGAAUGUUGGGAGGGAAAAAGCACUUUUUUUAAGUGUGAAAUAUUUAUACCUUCUAAAUGGAGGGCGAAAUGUAUUCACAAAUGUUGUCCCUGUGAUUUAUUAUAUAUUUUUGUAUAUUUCAAAUAGCAAGGAGAGUGCUCUCCAUGAAAUAUUCCUUGCAUGUAUUGAAUUCCCAAACUCCAUUAUUUGAACGUCAAAAGGUUGGUGACUUUUUCAAGCAAGAUUAAAGUGCAGAAAGCUGAAUAAGUACUUCAAGGUAAGGGCAAAUCACUCUGAAAGCUAGAAAGAGUCUUAAUUGAACAAAUAAUAUGUG
Messenger RNA from Manihot esculenta (cassava), 3477 nucleotides. RefSeq lists its product as uncharacterized. The coding region runs from base 1093 to 1716 and encodes 207 amino acids. The record is from RefSeq and is a predicted model, not a curated record. The transcript is spliced from 4 exons. NCBI's taxonomy places the organism in Eukaryota, Viridiplantae, Streptophyta, Magnoliopsida, Malpighiales, Euphorbiaceae.